Aspergillus bombycis is the source of this 465-nucleotide messenger RNA. RefSeq names its product 60S ribosomal protein uL23. Lineage: Eukaryota; Fungi; Ascomycota; Eurotiomycetes; Eurotiales; Aspergillaceae. Gene Ontology annotation, cellular component: ribosome; cytosolic large ribosomal subunit. Gene Ontology annotation, biological process: ribosomal large subunit assembly; translation. The coding region runs from base 1 to 465 and encodes 154 amino acids. Gene Ontology annotation, molecular function: structural constituent of ribosome. The record is from RefSeq and is a predicted model, not a curated record. The transcript has 4 exons.
AUGGCACCUAAGGCGGAUAACAAGCAAGGCAAGACGAAGCCCAGCGACCGCGCUGGCGCUGCUGCCAAGGCAGUCCUGAAGGGUGUAGGCGCGCACAAGGCUCGCAAGGUCCGCACUUCCACCACCUUCCACCGCCCUAAGACCCUUGAGCUCUCCCGGUCGCCCAAGUACCCCCGCAAGUCGAUUCCUCAUGCUCCUCGUCUCGAUUCUCACAAGGUCAUUCUCUACCCCCUUAACACCGAGAGUGCGAUGAAGAAGAUUGAGGAGAACAACACCCUGGUUUUCAUCGUGGAUGUGAAGGCGAACAAGCGUCAGAUUAAACUGGCUCUUAAGAAACUUUAUGAUGUCGACACUGUUAAGGUCAAUACUCUUGUCAGGCCCGAUGGAUCCAAGAAAGCCUUCGCUCGGCUAACCCCUGAUGUGGAUGCUCUGGAUAUUGCGGCUACCAAGCUUGCCAUUGUCUAG